AUGGGCAAAAGAAAAAGAGAUUCCAGAAGCUUUCAUGCUUACAAGAAAAAUAAAUCAGGUGGCUUCAUCGAUCCCAAUACUAGUGGUAUUUAUGCUACUUGUAAUAGAGGAAAAGAGAGCCAGUGUAGGAAUGAGUUGAUGAAUUUAUUUUCUGAAAAAUUUGAGCAAUACUAUGAUAUAGAUGAAAAAGACUGGAGCUCUGAAGAUGAUGAGGAGGGAGAUUCUAUUGAAGCAAAAAUUGCAAAAGAAGUGAAUGAUAUUCAAGAAAAGAAGAAUUCAAAGAAAGAAUAUUUUAAACCAAUAGACUUAAAUUGUGAGUGUCUAGUAUUUAUCAAGACAAGAAAGCCAGUUGAACCUGAAAAAUUUGUUGAAUCAAUAUGUGCUGAAAGUUCAAGUCGUAAAUCGAAGUCCACUCGUUAUACGCAAAGGUUAACUCCUAUAACAUUUUCAGUUUCAGCGAAUCUCGACGAAGUUAGAAAACUUGCACUUAAAGUAUUAGAGCCACAUUUUCAUGCUAACGAAGAUCAGAAACCUUACAAAUUUGCCAUAAGUUUGUCUAAAAGAAAUUUUAACGUCAUUCAAAAGAUGGAUAUUAUAAAAACAAUUGCUGAAUGUGUUGGAAGAGAACAUGGUCACAAAGUAGAUUUGAAACUGUAUGACAAGCUUAUUUUGGUAGAAUGUUACAAAAACAAUAUCGGAAUGAGUGUCGUCAAUAACUAUGACAGUCUUCAAAAGUUCAAUUUACAGCAAAUUUUUGAGGAAAGUGAGGUCCAUAAUAUUGAAGCUAGCCUUUCUAGAGUCAGCAAAACUGAUGAUUAA
Messenger RNA from Priceomyces carsonii, 819 nucleotides. Its product is annotated as putative tRNA acetyltransferase. The record is from RefSeq and is a predicted model, not a curated record. Gene Ontology annotation, molecular function: RNA binding. Gene Ontology annotation, biological process: tRNA modification. Lineage: Eukaryota; Fungi; Ascomycota; Pichiomycetes; Serinales; Debaryomycetaceae. The transcript has a single exon. The coding region runs from base 1 to 819 and encodes 272 amino acids.